AUGAGUAACAGCAAGUUUACUUUCUUCAUCUUGGGUGGUUUUGUGUCCUGUUGCUGUGAUGUGGAGGGUUCUCGGGACGUGCCCGUUGCUGAGGUGGAGGGUAGUCGGGACGUGCCCGUUUCUGAGGUGGAGGGUAGUCAGGACGUGCCCGUUGUUGAUGUAGAGGGUAGUCGGGACGUGCCCGUUUCUGAUGUGGAGGGUAGUCGGGACGUGCCCGUUUGUGAUGUGGAGGGUACUCGGGACGUGCCCGUUUCUGAUGUGGAGGGUAGUCGGGACGUGCCCGUUGCUGAGGUGGGGGGUAGUCGGGACGUGCCCGUUUCUGAUGUGGGGGGUAGUCGGGACGUGCCCGUUGCUGAUGUGGAGGGUAGUCGGGACGUGCCCGUUGCUGAUGUGGAGGGUAGUCGGGACGUGCCCGUUGCUGAGGUGGAGGGUAGUCGGGACGUGCCCGUUGCUGAGGUGGAGGGUAGUCGGGACGUGCCCGUUUCUGAUGUGGAGGGUAGUCGGGACGUGCCCGUUUCUGAUGUGGAGGGUAGUCGGGACGUGCCCGUUUCUGAUGUGGAGGGUAGUCGGGACGUGCCCGUUUCUGAUGUGGAGGGUAGUCGGGACGUGCCCGUUGCUGAUGUGGAGGGUAGUCGGGACGUGCCCGUUGCUGAUGUGGAGGGUAGUCGGGACGUGCCCGUUGCUGAUGUGGAGGGUAGUCGGGACGUGCCCGUUGCUGAUGUGGAGGGAAUUUGCUUUCCUAGUUGUUAA
Hypanus sabinus (Atlantic stingray) is the source of this 750-nucleotide messenger RNA. RefSeq lists its product as uncharacterized. Lineage: Eukaryota; Metazoa; Chordata; Chondrichthyes; Myliobatiformes; Dasyatidae. The record is from RefSeq and is a predicted model, not a curated record. The transcript is spliced from 4 exons. Bases 1 to 750 code for a protein of 249 amino acids.